Chiloscyllium plagiosum (whitespotted bambooshark) is the source of this 879-nucleotide messenger RNA. The record is from RefSeq and is a predicted model, not a curated record. NCBI's taxonomy places the organism in Eukaryota, Metazoa, Chordata, Chondrichthyes, Orectolobiformes, Hemiscylliidae.
AUGACCGCAUUCUGGUCCGAGAUCUUGGGACCGUCUGAGCACGUGCUGCGGUCACUGCACGAGUCAGGGCACACUUGCGUUGGCAUCUGUUUACCGGGCGGGUUCUCUCAGCUGCUCCCCGGGAUCUCAGCCAACAUAUUCCGGACACUGCCACCGAGUGACAAUCCAGAGUUUGAUCCAGAGGAGGAUGAACCAAAUCUUGAGGCGUCCUGGCCCCACUUACAGCUGGUUUAUGAAUUUUUCCUGCGGUUUCUGGAGAGCCCAGAUUUCCAACCGGCAAUCGCCAAGCGAUACAUCGACCAGAGAUUCGUGCUCCAGCUCCUGGAACUGUUUGACAGCGAGGAUCCCCGCGAGCGGGAUUUCCUAAAGACGGUUCUCCAUCGGGUCUACGGCAAGUUCCUGGGGCUGCGAGCGUUCAUUCGCAAACAGAUCACAAAUAUAUUUUUAUGCCUAUUGCUAACGACAGAGGGUGCUGUUGACAGGAACUGGCUGCAGUGCUUGCCCUCAGUUCUUCGAGGGCUGCUUAAAUUCUGGCCUAAAACCUGCACCCAGAAAGAGGUGAUGUUUCUGGGGGAACUGGAGGAGAUAUUGGACGUCAUUGAGCCCUCGCAGUUUGUGAAAGUUCAGGAAGCACUGUUCAAGCAGAUAGCGAAAUGUAUCUCCAGCCCUCACUUCCAGGUUGCUGAGAGAGCUCUGUAUUUCUGGAACAAUGAGUAUAUCCUGAGCCUGAUUGAGGAGAACUGUCAGGGGAUCUUACCGAUCAUGUUCGGGACCCUCUACCGAGUCUCCAAAGAGCAUUGGAAUCAGACGAUUGUCUCCGUGGAUGAGCUUCGUCCAACCUCUUCCGACUCAAGAAAAAUUGACUUCACCUCUUACUGA